Molecule: messenger RNA, 741 nt
Organism: Coccomyxa subellipsoidea C-169
Lineage: Eukaryota; Viridiplantae; Chlorophyta; Trebouxiophyceae; Coccomyxaceae
Exons: 2
Source: RefSeq, a predicted model, not a curated record
CCCGUACAUAGUGUUUGGAAGCUUGAUCCUCCUUGCAGGCAUCAGCAUGCCUGCGCUUCCAGAGACACUCGACGCACCCCAGCCAGAAUCUGUCCAGGAGGUGGCUGCCACGCAUCGCCAGUACAAGCUCACAUCUUUGAGACACAUAUUCAGAACGCGGUCUUGUCUGCCUGGGCCGCUACACAAGACCUUCAUGCGGGCGGCAGACAGUGAUGGCGACGAAACUGCAUGAGUUUUUUUUGUUGGUCCACGGCCAACUUCUUUUGCUAAUUUCUUUUGCAGCCUGAUGUGCGGGCGAGUCUCGCCUUUUCCUUGAGUGUAGAGAGUGGUGUCAAUCUUCUCGAUUCAGGUGAGGAGCUGUAGAUUAUAUGUUGUUGUACUCCAGGACGAGAGGCCUGCACCUAUUGUGUUCGUCAGAUGACAAGCUCAAGAAUAUUGCCUCGAAUAGGACAGACUUGGACACCAACACACAUAAGAGCGUUGCCAGAGAGAUCAGAAUAGGGCGGCGUUGACAGGCCCGGCCAGUGGUCAGGCUUACUGUUAUAAGUACAUUGCAGCCUCCUUUCCAGGCUUUCUACGCAAAUGGAUAUAUAGAUCAGGGGAUCUUUUAUACUAUUUCCUGUAGUUGAUCUGCUGUGGAUCCGUAGAGCUGACAAAAUCUUUUCUGAACAGAAAGUAAUUCUGUCAGUGGUCAAUGGCUGAUCAUGUUUACUGGUGUCACAUUGAAAGCAUAAGUUGCGC